Molecule: messenger RNA, 903 nt
Organism: Eutrema salsugineum
Lineage: Eukaryota; Viridiplantae; Streptophyta; Magnoliopsida; Brassicales; Brassicaceae
Exons: 6
Coding region: 1-903 (300 amino acids)
Source: RefSeq, a predicted model, not a curated record
AUGAGUGUAUUUCCUGGAUUUGGUGGGUGGAUCAAUCAGAACAUGCAACAGCCUCUUAAGGCCGAGUCCAAGAGACAUGAGAAUGUUAAAUCUAAUUCAGAUACUAAUAAUCCGGAACCAUGGUAUGAGGAUCCUGAUGAGGACCCUGAGUCGAAGGCCGCGGCCAAGAAACAUGGGGAUGUUAAAUCUAGGACAUUAUAUUCGGUAGAUCCUAAAUAUUUUGAUUUAGCUGAGCUGAAGAGACAAGCAAGAGUUUGGACAAAUGCAAACAACAAGCAGCCAUGGUAUGAUGCUCCGGCUAAGGUGAAAACAAAAAAUGGUCUUUGCCAUUUGAACAUAGAAUUCACAUUAGGAUUAUUUCCUCAAGGAGCCUAUGAGAUGCUCACUAAUCCAAGAAACAUAUCAUUCUUCAGUCCAUUCGACAACGAUCACUCUAGCCAGCGUCUGGAAAACAAAUCAACAAAGGUUUUGAAGAAGGAUGGACCAAGGCAGAUCACAAAGGUGGGGAAAGCUUUGAGAUGGAAGCUCCUUUGGUGGUCUGGAACUAUCCCGAUACAUCUAAUCAUCGAUGAAAACCAUCAAAAUCUUACGGCAAAAUAUAAAAAAGAGAAGAUGAUGUACAUGAAAGUGUUGGAGGGUAGCUGGAAAGUUGAGCCACUAUACAUAGAUGCAGACCGCUUGUGCAAGCACAUUGACCCCAAGAAUCAACAAGAGUACAAAAAAUGUAGCGGAGGACAAGGAAGGAUUGCAUCGAAGGUGACAAUGGAGGAGAUCUUUGAGCCUUCUCCUCUUCUUAAUUUACCACCGGUUUCUUGGAUCAUGCGUGCGAUCGUCAUCAAAACCACCAAGAUUUUGCUGGAAGAUCUUAGACAUUUUGUUAUCGAUGACAUGAAGAAUAGUUGA